Molecule: messenger RNA, 1590 nt
Organism: Bufo gargarizans (Asiatic toad)
Lineage: Eukaryota; Metazoa; Chordata; Amphibia; Anura; Bufonidae
Product: keratin, type I cuticular Ha4-like
Exons: 8
Coding region: 1-1590 (529 amino acids)
Molecular function (GO): structural molecule activity
Source: RefSeq, a predicted model, not a curated record
AUGCCUAUUGUCCAUGGAAGCUCAAAGGUUUCUUUUUCUGCGCACUCCUCUUCUGGCCAUGGACACGGUGCUGUUCAUUGUGGGCACAGUUAUGGAAUCCAUCAUGGAUGGAACAAUACUGGUCUUCUCAGCAUUAAUGAAAAGGAAACUUUACAACAUCUUAACCAGCGACUGUCCUCCUAUCUAGAUAAGGUUCAUUCUCUGGAGCAGGAGAAUGCCCUUUUGGAGAGGAAGAUCUGUGAGUGGUAUGCCAACAAUGCCCCCAUUUCACUCCCUGAUUCAAGCCAAUACUCCAGAACCAUCCAGGAGAUCCAGAAUAUGAUACUUUCAACCACCAUGGAAAAUGCAAGACUUGAGCGUCAAAAAGACGAUGCCCAGCAGGCAACCAUUGACCUAAGAAGAAGGUACCAAAUGGAGGUAAACCUGAGGAACAGUAUUGAAUUUGAUAUUGCUGAGCAGAGCAAAGCAUUGAGUGAAUUUAAUAUGACAGUUCAAGACUUGGGAAGACAAGUCCAGUGUCUACAAGAAGAACUUUUCCAAAUGAAGAACAACCAUGCAGGAGAAGUGAGUUUCCUACGACAACAACUUGGUGCCAGAGUUAAUGUAGAAAUGAAUGCUGCCCCAUCUGUUGAUCUGAGUCAAGUGUUAACCGAAGUCAGAGAUGAAUAUGAAAACCUAAUGGAGAGAAACCUGAUGGAAGUUGAGAGCAUGUUUCUAACAAGGAGUGCAGAAUUAAACCAAGAAGUUUCCAUUGGUGCCGAACAACUACAGACAACUAGUAAUGAGAUCAUUGACCUGAAACGUUCUGUGCAAGCCCUGGAGAUUGAGCUGCAGACUCAGAUGAGUCUGAAUAAUUCUUUAGGGUCCACCUUGGCUGAAACAGAAGCCACAUUUAGUGCCCAGCUUGUGCAGCUCCAGUGUCUGAUUGAUAAUAUUGAAGCUUCACUGGCUCAAAUCCGAUCUACUCUAGAACGACAGAACUAUCAGUACCAACUUCUAAUGGACCAGAAAAACCAACUUGAUAUGGAGAUUUCAACAUAUAGACAUCUUCUAGAUGGUCAUAAUAUUCAGAGUGCAGAGCCGUCGACGUCUGACGUCACUAAUAGGCGUCCUCUGGAAGAAGAAAAAGCUCCGCCUCUCACAGUGCCAGCUAAAAGAUUCAGAAAAGAAAAAACAAGAUUUUCACCAUCUCAGCAAUCGACCAAACGCAGGAUAAAAUUAUCUGAUGCGCAACGAGGCUCGAGAGCGUCCGACAAACAUCGCAACCGACUUCAACAGUUUCUACAGCCAACUGCCAAGUCUGCUGCGAGAUCUUCAACUGUAAAGCCUGCGACUGCGACACGAGACUCUUCAGCUGGUUUGGUCCCGAAAAAAGAAAAUAAUUCUUAUCGUCUCAUUCACAAUCUGUCUUUUCCCAAAGAUGGGUCUUUGAAUGACACGAUUAAUAAAGAAUGGUCCACAGUGCAUUAUGCAACAUUAGAUAUGGCUUUAUCUAUGUUACGUAAGGCAGGCAGAAAUGCUCAGCUGGCUAAAACAGAUAUCAAGUCAGCGUUUAGACUUUUACCUAUCAAUCCCGAUGGAUAUACGUAA